Molecule: messenger RNA, 1428 nt
Organism: Malus domestica (apple)
Lineage: Eukaryota; Viridiplantae; Streptophyta; Magnoliopsida; Rosales; Rosaceae
Source: RefSeq, a predicted model, not a curated record
AUGGACAAGAGUUGGAUAGAUUUAAAUGACAGGUCAUCUGACCAAUUUAACUAUGGGCUUGAACAUUUUUUGGAGUUUGCAUUUGAUAACAACAAGGGUCAUACAAGGAUUUAUUGUCCUUGCAAAAAAUGUUACAAUCGGUACUUUGUUACAAGGGAAGUAGCAAAAGCUCAUAUAAUAGUUGAUGGGUUUAUGCCAAAUUAUAGAAAUUGGAUUCAUCAUGGAGAAACAAACCAACCAUUAUAUUCAGAACAAGGUAUUGGGAAUAACACUCCAUCAGCUUUUGUUGAUGAUAUGUUUGGAAUGGUACAAGAGGCAUUUGGCCAUUCAAAUGUGGAUCCUAAUAUGGAGAAUGAUCAGUCAACAGAAAAUGAACACAGUGAGGGGCCAAAUGAUGAAACUAGAAAGUACUUCAAAUUGCUACAAGAUGCAGAAUGUCCUUUGUAUUCGGGGUGUGAAAAGUUUACUAAAUUGUCAUUCAUUGUUCGGCUAUUACACAUAAAGGUACUUGGUGGAUGGACAGACAGUUCAAUGACAAUCUUGUUAAAUUUUCUGAAAGAAGUUUUUCCCAAUAUAGACGUACCAGACUCUUAUAAUGAUGCUCGAAAGAUUACGGAGGACCUGGGCUUCACAUACGAGACAUGGGAUGCAUGUCCUAAUCAUUGUAUGUUGUUUAAAAAUGAGGAUAAGGAGCUUGAAUCAUGUGGCAUCUGCCACACAUCCAGAUAUAAGAAAUUUGAAGGCCAAAUUAACAAUGGUGUGAGUGGGGAUAGAAAAAUACCUGCUCAACAAGUAAGAUAUUUUCCAUUGAAGCCAAGAUUGCAAAGACUUUUUAUGUCAUCCAAAACUGCUUCGCUUAUGAAAUGGCAUGCUGAGGAACGUAUUAAUGAUGGUGUGCUAAGGCACCCUGCUGAUACACCUGCAUGGAAAGCUUUUGAUGCUAAGUAUCCAGAUUUUGCUAGUGGAAUUCGUAAUGUCAGACUUGGUCUAGCAUCAGAUGGUUUCAGCCCAUUUAGAACAAUGUUCAAACCUCACAGUACAUGGCCUGUUAUUCUAAUGCCAUAUAAUUUGCCACCAUGGAUGUGCAUGAAGCAACCAUUCUAUAUCUUGUCUAUUCUGAUAGAUGGCCCGCAUGGACCUGGUAAUAAGAUUGAUGUAUAUUUACAACCACUGAUUGACGAGUUAAAGGAAUUAUGGCAAGAAGGUGUACUUACUUAUGAUGCCUCGAUGAAUCAAAUGUUUAAACUACAUGCUACAUUACUUUGGACUAUCAAUGACUUUCCGGCAUAUGGGAACUUAUCAGGGUGGAGCACUAGAGGUGAAAAAAGCAUGUCCUUGUUGCAAUACAAACACUCGGUCUCGUUGGUUAACUUACGGAAGAAAGUAUUGUUACACAGGUCACCGUCGAUUUUUACCUACAAGUCAUAA